This is a messenger RNA of Limanda limanda (common dab), 7611 nucleotides long. RefSeq names its product carbamoyl-phosphate synthetase 2, aspartate transcarbamylase, and dihydroorotase (gene cad). The transcript is spliced from 44 exons. Gene Ontology annotation, molecular function: metal ion binding; carbamoyl-phosphate synthase (glutamine-hydrolyzing) activity; ATP binding. Lineage: Eukaryota; Metazoa; Chordata; Actinopteri; Pleuronectiformes; Pleuronectidae. Gene Ontology annotation, cellular component: cytoplasm; carbamoyl-phosphate synthase complex. Gene Ontology annotation, biological process: L-arginine biosynthetic process; 'de novo' pyrimidine nucleobase biosynthetic process; L-glutamine metabolic process. The record is from RefSeq and is a predicted model, not a curated record. Bases 265 to 6963 code for a protein of 2232 amino acids.
CUCUCUCCCCCCUGGUCCCGACCCACGACCCGGUCACUUCUCCCACUGACUCCCGGUCUCCUCUGGUCCCCUCCUUCUCCAGCUCUCUGCCUUGCUCUUCAUCCUCCUCUUUGGUUCACGCCUCCUCCUCCUCCUCCUCUUCCUCCUCCUCCUCUUCCUCCUCCAAGCAGCGUGCAGCUUCACGUGGAGCCCGGAUCUCGCCACCGAAGCUUCCCUUCUCAGUUCCCGGGAAACCUCGCUAGCAUCGUUAGCCCAGACCCGAGCAUGGCCACGCUGAUCCUGGAGGACGGGACCCGGUUCCGGGGCCGCCGGUUCGGAGCCGACGUGUCCGUGUCCGGGGAAGUCGUGUUUCAGACGGGGAUGGUGGGCUACCCCGAGGCGCUGACCGACCCCUCCUACCACUGCCAGCUGCUGACCCUCACCUACCCGCUGGUCGGAAACUACGGGGUCCCGCCGGACGAGGACGGAGACUUCGGACUGAGCAAGUGGUUCGAGUCGUCUAAGAUCCACGCCGCAGGUCUGAUCAUCGGAGAGCUGUCGGACCGGCCCAGUCACUGGAGCUCCGUCAAGUCCCUGGACCAGUGGCUCAAGGAGCACGGAAUCCCCGGGAUACAAGGGAUCGACACCCGCUGCCUGACCAAGAAGAUCCGAGAGAAGGGCACCAUGCUGGGGAAGCUGGUGGUGGACGGGACCCCAGAGGACAGUGUCCCCCUGGACAACCCGGACCACAGGAACCUGGUCCAGGAGGUGUCCAUGAAGGAGCCGCGAGUCUUUAACCCCAGUGGCAGCCUGCGGAUCACCGUGGUGGACUGUGGCAUCAAGUUCAACCAGAUCCGCUGCCUGGCCGAGAGAGGAGCCCGGGUCACCGUGGUUCCCUGGGACCACCCGCUGGACAUCACAGAGUUUGAUGGUUUGUUCAUCAGUAACGGCCCCGGGGAUCCUCAGCUGUGUGAGGCCACCAUCAACAACCUGAGGAAGGUCGUGUGCGUCGAUCGCCCCAAGCCCGUCUUCGGGAUCUGUCUCGGACACCAGCUGCUGUCUCUGGUCAUCGGAGCGAAGACGUACAAGAUGAAGUACGGCAACCGAGGCCACAACCAGCCGUGCAUCCACCACGGAACCGAGCGCUGCUUCAUCACCAGUCAGAACCACGGCUUCGCUGUCGACCCGGACACGCUCCCCCCCGACUGGGACGUGCUCUUCACCAACGCCAACGACCACACCAACGAGGGCAUCGUACACAACGUGCACCCGCUGUUCAGUGUUCAGUUCCAUCCGGAGCACAUGGCUGGUCCCACGGAUCUGGUCGGCUUGUUCGAUGUCUUCCUCGACACGGUGAAGGAACACAAAGACGGCAGCGCUAAAAAAACAGUCAAGCAGCAGCUGGUGGAUCACCUGACCUUCCCUGGCUCCCCGAAGCCAGAGGAUGUGACCCGACCCAGGAAGGUCCUCAUCCUGGGCUCCGGUGGUCUGUCCAUCGGUCAGGCUGGAGAGUUCGACUACUCCGGCUCCCAGGCGAUCAAGGCUCUGAAGGAAGAGAACAUCCAGACGGUGCUGAUCAACCCCAACAUCGCCACCGUCCAGACGUCCAAAGGCCUGGCGGACAAAGUCUACUUCCUGCCCAUCACUGCAGACUACGUCAUUCAGGUGAUAAAAAAUGAACGCCCUGACGGCGUCCUGUUGACCUUCGGGGGUCAGACGGCGCUGAACUGUGGCGUGGAGCUGACCAAGCUCGGUGUCCUGGAGAAGUACAAUGUUAAAGUCCUGGGGACUCCGGUGUCCUCCAUCGAGAUGACGGAGGACAGGAAGGUGUUUGUGGAGAAGAUGGAAGAGAUCGGCGAACACGUCGCCCCGAGUGAAGCAGCGCUGUCCGUGGAGCAGGCGGUGGCCGCUGCAGAACGCCUCGGCUUCCCCGUCCUGGUCCGUGCAGCGUUCGCGCUCGGAGGUCUGGGCUCCGGCUUCGCCAACAACAAGGAGGAGCUGACCACGCUGGUGACGGCCGCCUUCGCUCACACCUCCCAGGUCCUGGUGGACAAAUCCCUGAAGGGCUGGAAGGAGAUCGAGUACGAGGUGGUCCGAGACGCCUACGACAACUGUGUCACCGUGUGUAACAUGGAGAACGUCGAUCCUCUGGGGAUCCACACCGGCGAGUCCAUCGUGGUGGCGCCGAGUCAAACGCUGAACGACCACGAGUACAACAUGCUGAGGAACACCGCCAUCAAAGUCAUCAGGCACCUCGGCAUCGUGGGAGAGUGUAACAUCCAGUACGCUCUCAACCCUGAAUCCGAACAGUAUUUCAUCAUCGAGGUGAAUGCUCGUCUGUCCCGGAGCUCCGCCCUGGCCAGUAAAGCCACUGGUUAUCCUCUGGCCUACGUGGCGGCCAAACUGGCGCUGGGGAUCCCGCUGCCGCAGCUCAAAAAUUCUGUCACCAACUCCACGACGGCAAACUUUGAGCCCAGUUUGGAUUACUGCGUGGUGAAGGUUCCUCGCUGGGACCUCAGCAAGUUCCUCAGGGUCUCCACCACGAUCGGCAGCUCCAUGAAGAGUGUCGGGGAGGUGAUGGCUAUUGGCCGCAGCUUCGAGGAGGCGUUCCAGAAAGCUCUGAGGAUGGUGGACGAGAACUGUGUCGGCUUCGACCACACAAUCAAAGCUGUGUCUGAAACGGAGCUGCUGGUUCCCACCGACAAGCGCAUCUUCGUGCUGGCGGCGGCGUUUAAAGACGGCUACACGGUGGACCAGCUGUACGAGCUCACCAAGAUCGACCGCUGGUUCCUGUACAAGAUGAAGAACAUCGCCGACCACGAGCGACUGCUGGAGACGUACAACCAGGACGAGAGCACCAUGCCUCCGGAGGCGAUGCUGAAGGCCAAGCAGCUGGGCUUCUCCGACAAGCAGAUCGCUCUGGCUGUGCAGAGCACUGAGCUCGCCGUGAGGAAGCUGCGCCACGAUUGGUCCAUCAUCCCCGUGGUGAAGCAGAUCGACACGGUGGCUGCCGAGUGGCCGGCGUUCACAAACUACCUGUACCUGACCUACCACGGCACGGAGAACGACCUGACCUUCGAGGACCAGCACGUCAUGGUGAUCGGCUCGGGCGUGUACCGCAUCGGCAGCAGCGUGGAGUUCGACUGGUGCGCCGUGGGCUGCAUCACCGAGCUCAGGAAGAUGGGUUAUAAGACCAUCAUGGUGAACUACAACCCUGAGACCGUCAGCACAGACUAUGACAUGUGUGACCGCCUCUACUUUGAUGAAAUCUCCUUUGAGGUGGUGAUGGACAUCUACGAGCGGGAGAACCCGGAGGGGGUGAUCCUGUCGAUGGGGGGGCAGCUGCCCAACAACAUCGCCAUGCCGCUGCACCGGCAGCUGUGCCGCAUCCUGGGGACGUCGCCCGAGUUCAUCGACAGCGCCGAGAACCGCUUCAAGUUCUCCAGGAUGCUGGACACCAUCGGCAUCAGCCAGCCGCAGUGGAAGGAGCUCUCUGACACUGAGUCUGCCAUGAAGUUCUGUGAGAAGGUGGGAUACCCCUGCCUGGUUCGUCCGUCCUACGUUCUGAGCGGAGCCGCCAUGAACGUGGCCUACGCUGACAGCGACCUGGAGAAAUACCUGUGUAACGCCAUGGCUGUGUCCAAGGAGCAUCCUGUGGUCAUCUCCAAGUUCAUCCAGGAAGCUAAGGAGAUCGAUGUGGACGCAGUAGCGUGCGACGGGGUCGUGAUGGCCAUCGCGGUGUCUGAACACGUGGAGAACGCCGGCGUUCACUCCGGCGACGCCACACUGGUGACGCCGCCUCAGGACAUCAACCAGAAGACCAUGGAGAGGAUCAAGAUUAUCGUUCACGCCAUCGGCCAGGAGCUGCAGGUCACCGGCCCCUUCAACCUGCAGCUGAUCGCCAAGGACGACCAGCUGAAGGUGAUCGAGUGCAACGUCCGGGUGUCCCGCUCCUUCCCGUUCGUAUCCAAGACCCUGGGCGUGGACCUGGUUGCCCUGGCAACACGACUCAUAAUGGGGGAGGACAUGGAGCCGGUGGGCCUGAUGAGAGGGAAGGGGAUCGUAGGAGUGAAGGUUCCUCAGUUCUCCUUCUCUCGGCUGGCCGGAGCCGACGUGGUUCUCGGGGUCGAGAUGACCAGCACCGGGGAGGUCGCCUGUUUUGGGGAGAACCGAUACGAGGCGUACCUCAAAGCCAUGCUCUCCACGGGCUUCGUGAUCCCCAAGAAGAACAUCCUGCUCUCCAUCGGCAGCUAUAAGAACAAGAGUGAGCUGCUGCCCACCGUGCAGGCGCUGGAGUCUCUGGGUUACGACCUGUACGCCAGCCUGGGAACCGCCGACUUCUACACCGAGCACGGAGUCAAGGUGAUGGCGGUGGACUGGCCCUUCGAGGAGGAAGAGAGCGACUGUCCCACCAAAGAGAAGCAGCGCAGCAUCAUGAACUACCUGGAGAACCACCACUUCGACCUGGUCAUCAACCUCUCCAUGAGGAACAGCGGAGGGCGUCGCCUCUCCUCCUUCGUCACCAAAGGCUACCGGACCAGACGCAUGGCCAUCGACUACUCCGUCCCGCUCAUCAUCGACAUCAAGUGCACCAAGCUCUUUGUUCAGGCUCUUCGUCAGAUCGGCCCAACUCCUCCAGUGAAGACUCACAUCGACAGCAUGGCGUCCCAGACUCUGGUCCGCCUCCCCGGUCUGAUCGACGUGCACGUUCACCUGCGUGAGCCCGGGGCCACACACAAGGAGGACUUCUCCUCCGGGACGGCGGCGGCGCUGGCAGGAGGCGUGACCAUGGUGUGUGCCAUGCCCAACACGUCCCCGGCCGUCACGGACGCCAGCACUCUGGCUCUGGUGCAGAAGCUUGCUAAAGCGGGCUGCAGGUGUGACUACGCCCUGUAUCUGGGCGCCGCCUCAGACAACGCCGCCGUGCUGCCGUCGAUCGCCAGCCAGGCGGUCGGUCUGAAGAUGUACCUGAACGACACCUACUCCACCCUCAAGAUGGACAACGUGUCCCUCUGGAUGGAGCACUUUGAGAAGUGGCCCAAGCACAUGCCCAUCGUCGCUCACGCCGAGAAGCAGACGGUCGCUGCCAUCCUGAUGGUGGCGCAGCUCUACCAGCGCCCGGUGCACAUCUGCCACAUCGCCAAGAAGGAGGAGAUCCUGAUCAUCCGCGCGGCCAAGCAGAAGGGCAUCCAGGUCACGUGUGAGGUGGCGCCUCAUCACCUCUUCCUGUGUGAGGACAACGUGCCGGACAUCGGUGAUGGUCGGGCGGAGGUGCGCCCCACGCUGGGAGCCCGGGAGGACAUGGAAGCGCUCUGGGAAAACCUGGACAUCAUCGACUGCUUCGCCACAGACCACGCGCCUCACUCUGUUGAGGAGAAGAACAGCGAGCGUCCUCCUCCUGGUUACCCCGGCCUGGAGACCAUGCUGCCGCUGCUGCUCACCGCCGUCAGCGAUGGACGUCUGACUCUGGACGAUAUUAUCAGACGUCUCUAUGACAACCCACGCAAGAUCUUCAACCUGCCUGUCCAAGAAAACACCUACGUAGAGGUGGACUUGGAGCACGAGUGGGUGAUUCCUCCGUCCAUGCAGUUCACCAAGUCCAAGUGGACGCCGUUCCAGGGUCUGAAGGUGAAGGGUAAAGUGCGCCGGGUGGUCCUGAGAGGAGAGGUGGCCUACAUCGACGGGCAGGUGCUGGUAGCUCCAGGUUAUGGUGAAGAUGUGAAGACGUGGCCGGCGGCCGCCAUCAUCCCUCCGGAGCCGGUUAAAGAAGCUCCCAUGACUCCAGAGCACACUCGUCCCACUCCUCCUCGUGAGGGUCCGAUCAGAACCCGAGCCGCGAGCCCCCGGCGCGGCGCAGGCGAGGGCCGCUACCUGCUGCCCCCCCGCACCCACCGGGCCUCCGACCCCGGGCUCCCACUGGAGAUGAUGAUGAUGCUUCCUCCGGCCGUUGUGGCGGACGGCUACAGCCACCCCCCCCCUCUGUCCCGGCUGCUCUCCCCUCAGCCGGCGCCGGGUCAGAUCCUCGCUGGAACGGCGUCCCACUUCCAGACGUCUCCCUUCCUGCACCCGCUGGUCGGCCAGCACAUCCUGUCUGUACGGCAGUUCAGCAAAGAACAGAUCUCGCACCUUUUCAACGUCGCCCACACUUUGCGUAUGAUGGUUCAGAAGGAGCGAAGCCUGGAGAUCCUGAAGGGGAAAGUGAUGGCGUCCAUGUUCUACGAGGUCAGCACUCGCACCAGCAGCUCCUUCGCCGCGGCCAUGCAGCGACUCGGCGGCUCCGUCGUCCACUUCAGUGAAUCCACCUCGUCCACGCAGAAAGGAGAAUCUCUGGCCGACUCGGUUCAGACCAUGAGCUGCUACGCUGACGUGCUGGUGCUGCGACACCCGACGCCUGGAGCGGUGGAGAGCGCGUCCCGUCACUGCCGGAAACCAGUGAUCAACGCUGGAGACGGCGUGGGCGAGCAUCCGACCCAGGCGCUGCUGGACGUGUUCACCAUCCGAGAGGAGCUGGGGACGGUCAACGGGAUGACGAUAACGAUGGUCGGGGAUCUGAAACACGGCCGCACGGUUCACUCCCUCGCCAAAUUGCUGACUCAGUACCGCAUCACUCUGCGCUACGUGGCGCCCAAGAACCUCCACAUGCCGGCAGAGAUCAUCAGCUACGUGGCCUCCAAGGGCAUCAAACAGGAGGAGUUUGAGAGCAUUGAAGAAGCUCUGCCUGAGACUGAUGUGCUCUACAUGACCAGGAUCCAGAAGGAGAGGUUCGCCUCCGAGGACGAGUACAAGGCCUGUUUCGGUCAGUUCAUCCUCACUCCUCACAUCAUGACUGUGGCCAAGAGGAAGAUGGUGGUGAUGCAUCCGCUGCCCAGAGUCAAUGAAAUCAGUGCCGAAGUGGACACGGACCCGAGAGCAGCAUAUUUCCGCCAGGCGGAGAACGGCAUGUACAUCCGAAUGGCCCUGCUGGCCACCGUACUGGGCAGAUAGAAUCCACGUGGUGAUGAUAAGUGUUAGAACCUUCAUGUUCAUCCCUGAAAUUAACACAAUCGACAGCACAGUGUUUGAUGUCAGCUGAUUUAAAAUCUGUAACACGAACGCUGCUUUUCUCCAGUUAUCUUUAGGUCAACUGUAAAAUUACCAUAUAUUUUUCAGCAAAUGUUCUUUUUUUAUAUAUAUAUCUUCAGACAAAUUAAGCAUUAUCCCAAAACUAUAAAUUCUUAUUCUUUGUUUGUUUGUUAGCGACGGUUAAGAGAUUAUUGAGUGUUUGUUUAUCAGUGAGAGAAGAAGAAGCUGCUUGGAGGAGAACUGGAAAUCAGUCAUAUCGUCUAAUGAUGUUUAUGAAAUGAAUCUUCUGGUUGCUCGGUUAAAAACUCGACUGACUUUAAAGGGACCAGCUCGCACACUACAAGGGGAGAAUGUAGCAUUAUAUAGGGAUAGGGUACGCUCUGUUACUUCUUUGUGUAUGAAUUGUUUCUUACCUUAAAUGUGUAGAAAUAACUGGAGGUGGAUACGCACACAUGUCUCACAGGUUGAGGGGUAUUCGUCUUUUUUUUAAUCCAAAUGGGACGUCGGGAACGUGUUGGUGAAGGACUGUAUCAUGUGGAGAAAUAAAUAAUAAAAGGACAAUUUUCCCCA